AAUCUCAAACAAACGUUCCGUACAAUCAGUUCAUCACAUCUUAAGAGAUGUCACAAAACAUGAAAUCAAUGAAGACAUCACUCGAGACCACAGAUGACAGCAAUGAAGACAAUAAACAACCGCAAAUCAAUGCGAAGAACGCAUUCAAUCGUUUCGGUGAUGAACUGUUUGGACACAUAUUGUCUUAUUUGCCGAUAAAAGAUAAAUUCCGAUACGAAUGUGUGUCCAAACGGUUCCAGAGGACAGUCUUCGGGAGUAUUGUGGACAUCGAUAUCUAUAUCUUCAGCGAACUCUUUGAGCAAUUAUACGACACAAACAUAACAAUCAAACCAGGCUAA
Molecule: messenger RNA, 338 nt
Organism: Medioppia subpectinata
Lineage: Eukaryota; Metazoa; Arthropoda; Arachnida; Sarcoptiformes; Oppiidae
Source: the annotation of a GenBank genome assembly